CUUUUUAAUACUAAAGAAUGAGAGAAAAAACAACAAAACUGGAUAAAAAGAUCCUAGCUUUAGAAAUUUAGCAGCAAUAAAAAGUGUUGAAUUUGGAUUGUGGUGGGUGAAAUCAAUCCGAAUGCUGCAAAAAUGAUUGCAAAUGCAAAUCUCAUCUCCUGCAAUUUCUCAAAUCUUCUAUAUCCAAAUUCUCACAAUAAAACUAGAACAUUGUUAACCAUUUCUAUCUUCCCAAAACCAUCGAUUUUGCUCAAGCUUAAUUCUUCCAGAAAAGCCCCAGUUUGUGUAUAUGAAAAGAAAAAAAGUACCCCAAUUUGUUUUAGUUCAAAAUCUGAAGACCCAGUUUUGGAAAAAAAAAAUAGUGGUGAAAAUAAGGUUGUGGGUAAUGGAGGAAAUGAUAAUGGUGGAAAUUGGACUACUUCAAUCUUGUUGUUCUUCUUUUGGGCUGCGUUGAUGUAUUAUGUUUUCAAUCUUUGUCCUAACCAAACCCCUUCGAGAGACUUGUACUUUCUGAAGAAGCUCUCCAAUUUAGUGGGAGACGAUGGGUUCAGGAUGAAUCAAGUACUCGUGUCACUUUGGUACAUUAUGGGGUUGUGGCCAAUUGUUUACGCCAUGCUACUGCUUCCUUCUGGUAGAAGCUCCAAAAGUAGUAUCCCUGUCUGGCCAUUUGUCACUCUUUCAUUUUUUGGAGGCGCUUAUGCUCUUCUCCCCUAUUUCAUUGUUUGGAGACCUCCUCCACCCCCGGUUGAAGAAAGCGAACUAAGUAGGUGGCCUUUGAAUUUCUUGGAAUCAAAGUUUACAGCUGGGUUUUUGGGUGCUGCAGGGUUAGGCCUUAUAGUGUACGCAGGCUUGGCACUAGACGAUUGGAAGGAGUUUUAUCAGUAUUUCAGAGAAAGCAAGUUGGUCCAUGCAACUAGCCUUGAUUUCAGUCUUCUAUCUGCGUUUGCACCGUUUUGGGUUUACAAUGAUAUGACAGCAAGGAAAUGCUACGAUAAGACUGCAUGGCUUCUUCCCGUAUCGAUCAUUCCUUUCUUGGGUCCCGCUUUAUACCUUUUUCUUCGGCCACCACUAACAACGAUGCCCGUCUCGCUUGAAAGUACAUUGAAAUCUGAUUGAUUUUGCUUGUAAACUUCUGUUUGGGUUUCCAUCAUAUAAUCGAUGCACCAAAUGUUGUAAGGAUCAAACUGCAUAUAGAAGGCUGCAUUCUCAUCGUCUACCAAACAAGGGUGAGGUAUAUGAAUGAAUUUUUUUGUAGGGUGUAUAAGAUACUUCUACAAGUUUGUAUAAAGAUUUUGAGCCUUGAAGUUCAUAGUAGUGAUCCAACUAGGUUUUAUGUACUCUCAUUUCAAAUUUUGCAUUACCCGAUGUCUUUUAAGUGUCUUCCUCUUAGGCUUCUACCUAAGUAGGAGAUGAUGAGGCGGGAUAUAUGCAAGUUUAUUAUACUUGUAAUAACAAAGAUGUUAUUUCCGAUUAAUCCUUAGUAACAGAUGUGUUGUACACCUUUACUUACAUAUGAAUUGCAUAUGAUUUAAUAAAAGAUUUUACUUUAAUUAA
This is a messenger RNA of Amaranthus tricolor (Joseph's coat), 1554 nucleotides long. RefSeq lists its product as uncharacterized. Bases 133 to 1116 code for a protein of 327 amino acids. The record is from RefSeq and is a predicted model, not a curated record. The transcript has 6 exons. Lineage: Eukaryota; Viridiplantae; Streptophyta; Magnoliopsida; Caryophyllales; Amaranthaceae.